UAUGGGGAUUUUUAUUAUGCUAAUUCGGUUUCCGCGGGGGCGCGGACAUCGACCUUUUGAAGAAAACACAUUGUAGGCGGGCUUUAUGACUUUGUGGCUGUGGUAACGACUGACAACCCCCAGCUGCGUCCGCCGCUGCUGUGACUGUCCUGCCUGGCCGCCCGGUGUCUGCUACGCUGCUCCCCGCUCUGCCCUGCUCCUUCCCUGGAUCCAAAGCCCGCCUCGGCUGCCGAACUCCCAGUGAAUGCACUAGUCAGCAACCAUGACAGGCAUCGCCGCCGCGUCUUUCUUCUCCAACUCCUGCAGGUUCGGGGGUUGUGGGCUCCAGUUCGAGUCUCUGGCCGAGCUCAUCGUCCAUAUUGAGGACAAUCACAUCGACACAGAUCCUCGUGUCCUGGAGAAACAGGAGCAACAACAGCCCACCUACCUGGCCCUGAGCUACAUCAACAGGUUCAUGACGGAUGCGGCGCGUCGGGAGCAGGAGACCUUGAAGAAGCGGGCCACGCCCAAACUUUCCCUGUCAAUCACAGGGGGUGUGUCUCGAAACAGCGUGGCCACGCCUCCACGCCACAGCAACGGCAACCUGACUCCUCCCGUGACUCCACCCAUCACACCCUCCUCCUCCUUCCGUAGCAGCACACCCACAGGCAGUGAGUAUGAUGAUGAGGAGGUGGACUAUGAGGAGUCAGACAGUGAUGAGUCCUGGACCACAGAGAGUGCCAUCAGCUCAGAGUCUAUCCUCAGCUCCAUGUGUAUGAAUGGAGGAGAGGAGAAACCCUUUGCCUGCCCUGUGCCUGGCUGCAAGAAGAGAUACAAGAAUGUGAACGGUAUUAAAUACCAUGCCAAGAAUGGCCACCGGACCCAGAUCCGUGUGCGGAAGCCCUUCAAGUGCCGCUGUGGGAAGAGCUACAAGACGUCCCAGGGCCUGAGACACCACACCAUCAACUUCCACCCGCCCGUCUCCGCUGACAUCAUCCGCAAGAUGCAGGGCUAGAGACGAUCGUCGUGACAACCCCUGAUCACCCCCCACCAUGUAUACCCCCCCAAACAUUACCCUAUUCCUCACCAGCACUACCCACCCAACCCAAACCCCUAUCCCUUCUGGCCUGAUCUUAGGGGCGACAACCCAAACCCCUGUCCCUUCUGGGCUGAUCUUAGGGGUGAUAACCCAAACCCCUAUCCCUUCUGGCCUGAUCUUAGGGGUGACAACCCAAACCCCUAUCCCUUCUGGCCUGAUCUUAGGGGUGACAACCCAAACCCCUAUCCCUUCUGGCCUGAUCUUAGGGGUGACAACCCAAACCCCUAUCCCUUCUGGCCUGAUCUUAGGGGUGACAACCCAAACCCCUAUCCCUUCUGGCCCAACAUAGGGGCGACAACCCAAACCCCUAUCCCUUCUGGCCUGAUCUUAGGGGUGACAACCCAAACCCCUAUCCCUUCUGGCCUGAUCUUAGGGGUGACAACCCCUAUCCCUUCUGGCCUGAUCUUAGGGGUGACAACCCCUAUCCCUUCUGGCCUGAUCUUAGGGGUGACAACCCCUAUCCCUUCUGGCCUGAUCUUAGGGGCGACAACCCAAACCCCUAUCCCUUCUGGCCUGAUCUUAGGGGCGACAACCCAAACCCCUGUCCCUUCUGGGCUGAUCUUAGGGGCGAUAACCCAAACCCCUAUCCCUUCUGGGCUGAUCUUAGGGGCGACAACCCAAACCCCUAUCCCUUCUGGCCUGAUCUUAGGGGUGACAACCCAAACCCCUAUCCCUUCUGGCCCAACAUAGGGGCGACAACCCAAACCCCUAUCCCUUCUGGCCUGAUCUUAGGGGUGACAACCCAAACCCCUAUCCCUUCUGGCCCAACAUAGGGGCGACAACCCAAACCCCUAUCCCUUCUGGCCUGAUCUUAGGGGCGACAACCCAAACCCCUAUCCCUUCUGGCCUGAUCUUAGGGGUGACAACCCAAACCCCUAUCCCUUCUGGCCUGAUCUUAGGGGUGACAACCCAAACCCCUAUCCCUUCUGGCCUGAUCUUAGGGGUGACAACCCAAACCCCUAUCCCUUCUGGCCCAACAUAGGGGCGACAACCCAAACCCCUAUCCCUUCUGGCCUGAUCUUAGGGGUGACAACCCAAACCCCUAUCCCUUCUGGCCUGAUCUUAGGGGUGACAACCCCUAUCCCUUCUGGCCUGAUCUUAGGGGCGACAACCCAAACCCCUAUCCCUUCUGGCCUGAUCUUAGGGGUGACAACCCCUAUCCCUUCUGGCCUGAUCUUAGGGGCGACAACCCAAACCCCUGUCCCUUCUGGGCUGAUCUUAGGGGUGAUAACCCAAACCCCUAUCCCUUCUGGGCUGAUCUUAGGGGCGACAACCCAAACCCCUAUCCCUUCUGGCCUGAUCUUAGGGGCGACAACCCAAACCCCUAUCCCUUCUGGCCUGAUCUUAGGGGCGACAACCCAAACCCCUAUCCCUUCUGGCCUGAUCUUAGGGGUGACAACCCAAACCCCUAUCCCUUCUGGCCUGAUCUUAGGGGCGACAACCCAAACCCCUAUCCCUUCUGGCCUGAUCUUAGGGGUGACAACCCAAACCCCUAUCCCUUCUGGCCCAACAUAGGGGCGACAACCCAAACCCCUAUCCCUUCUGGCCUGAUCUUAGGGGCGACAACCCAAACCCCUAUCCCUUCUGGCCUGAUCUUAGGGGCGACAACCCAAACCCCUAUCCCUUCUGGCCUGAUCUUAGGGGCGACAACCCAAACCCCUGUCCCUUCUGGGCUGAUCUUAGGGGCGACAACACAAACCCCUAUCCCUUCUGGCCUGAUCUUAGGGGUGACAACCCAAACCCCUGUCCCUUCUGGGCUGAUCUUAGGGGCGACAACCCAAACCCCUAUCCCGUCUGGCCCAACAUAGGGGCGACAACCCAAACCCCUAUCCCUUCUGGCCUGAUCUUAGGGGCGACAACCCCUAUCCCUUCUGGCCCAACAUAGGGGUGACAACCCAAACCCCUAUCCCUUCUGGCCCAACAUAGGGGUGACAACCCAAACCCCUAUCCCUUCUGACCCAACAUAGGGGUGACAACCCAAACCCCUGUCCCUUCUGGCCUGAUCUUAGGGGUGACAACCCAAACCCCUAUCCCUUCUGGCCCAACAUAGGGGUGACAACCCAAACCCCUAUCCCUUCUGGCCUGAUCUUAGGGGUGACAACCCCUAUCCCUUCUGGCCUGAUCUUAGGGGUGACAACCCAAACCCCUAUCCCUUCUGGCCUGAUCUUAGGGGCGACAACCCAAACCCCUGUCCCUUCUGGGCUGAUCUUAGGGGCGACAACACAAACCCCUAUCCCUUCUGGCCUGAUCUUAGGGGUGACAACCCAAACCCCUGUCCCUUCUGGGCUGAUCUUAGGGGCGACAACCCAAACCCCUAUCCCGUCUGGCCCAACAUAGGGGCGACAACCCAAACCCCUAUCCCUUCUGGCCUGAUCUUAGGGGCGACAACCCCUAUCCCUUCUGGCCCAACAUAGGGGUGACAACCCAAACCCCUAUCCCUUCUGGCCCAACAUAGGGGUGACAACCCAAACCCCUAUCCCUUCUGACCCAACAUAGGGGUGACAACCCAAACCCCUGUCCCUUCUGGCCUGAUCUUAGGGGUGACAACCCAAACCCCUAUCCCUUCUGGCCCAACAUAGGGGUGACAACCCAAACCCCUAUCCCUUCUGGCCUGAUCUUAGGGGUGACAACCCCUAUCCCUUCUGGCCUGAUCUUAGGGGUGACAACCCAAACCCCUAUCCCUUCUGGCCUGAUCUUAGGGGUGACAACCCCCACCCUUCCUGCCACACACUAAAGGAUCUAGUGCAUGCUUUAAGUUGUUUAGACUUUGUCUUGUAUUAUGUUGUAUUGUUUUGACAUGCUAUCUCUUAUUUUAUGAAUGAUAUGUAUCUUUAUAGGCUUAGUUUUGUUGUUGUACAUUUGCACAUUCUUAUGCUAUCACAACAAUUGUCCUUACUUUUUGUAUUGACAUACGGUGCUAACUGUAAAAAAAAGAAAAAAAGAAGAGGGUAAAUGUGAGAGAGGGAUGAGGGCAAGAGGAGGAAGGAGUUGUGUUUAACAGUCUAUACAUAGAUAUAUAAACAAUAGAUGUGUGUGUAUAUACAAAUAUAUAAGUAUUCAUAACCAUAUACAAAAUAGUUGCUUUAUUUUAUACUUUAUUUUUCAAUAUAUUUUCUUUUGAUAUUUUAUCGAUAAGUGUGUUUCAUUCCUCAACUCCCUGAGACAACCUGUUCUGUGGUGUCAUAGUUCAAAGUUGAAACAGCUAGGUGACCUCAGGUCUAGAUAUUCCCAGCAGCAAAAAACAAACUGACUAUGACUUGAAUCCUAACUUGAGAUCUGUGUCCAAAAUCAAUUUGAGUUUCUCCUAUUGCUAUUUAAUGCACGAUUUGUUACAUGCAGAUUUAAUGUUAUCAUUCGGCCCAUAUAGAGAAACAGGGAAAGUAUUGAAUCCCUUCAUUCCCACUGUUCUAGAACAGUUAUAGGACUGAUCCCCAAUGAUUCCGGAAUGGAUUGUCCAUCCUGUAUUCUAGAAGGUUAUUCCAGACUGUAGUGUGAGCAGACCAGUUGAGGCAUCAUACUGUAUUCUAGAAGGUUAUUCCAGACUAGUGUGAGCAGACCAGUUGAGGCAUCAUACUGUAUUCUAGAAGGUUAUUCCAGACUAGUGUGAGCAGACCAGUUGAGGCAUCAUACUGUAUUCUAGAAGGUUAUUCCAGACUAGUGUGAGCAGACCAGUUGAGGCAUCAUACUGUAUUCUAGAAGGUUAUUCCAGACUAGUGUGAGCAGACCAGUUGAGGCAUCAUACUGUAUUCUAGAAGGUUAUUCCAGACUAGUGUGAGCAGACCAGUUGAGGCAUCAUACUGUAUUCUAGAAGGUUAUUCCAGACUAGUGUGAGCAGACCAGUUGAGGCAUCAUACUGUAUUCUAGAAGGUUAUUCCAGACUAGUGUGAGCAGACCAGUUGAGGCAUCAUACUGUAUUCUAGAAGGUUAUUCCAGACUAGUGUGAGCAGACCAGUUGAGGCAUCAUACUGUAUUCUAGAAGGUUAUUCCAGACUAGUGUGAGCAGACCAGUUGAGGCAUCAUACUGUAUUCUAUUCCAUUUGCCAAGUAUUGUUUCUAAUUUAUUUUCCAUGAUCAUUGCCAACAGCUCUCUACUGCCAAACAUUGACAUUACUAUGUGCCUGAGGGGAGAGAGAGACUGUCAUAAGCUUUCAUCUUAGAGGCGCGCAAAUGUGUCAAGGGAAUACUGUCUCAUUGCGCCUUGUGUGUGUGUGUGUGUGUGUGUGUGUGUGUGUGGAGAGAUUACACCUACAACCUUUGAUUGCCUUGCGUUGUAGACCACAGCAUUCCAGUAGUCAGUGUGAGUUGCUUCUUAGGAGUCUUUCUGCAGUAUCUGAGCUUUUCAGCUUCUAGUGUUAUUCUUCUUUCUCUGUUAGUCCUCUAUAGUGUUACAAUUUAUGGCUGAGGCUCAAAUGUCACAGAACCAUGUGUUACAGUGCCAGGUCACUGGGUGAGUCCCAAAUUGCACCCUAUUCCUAUGGGCCCUGGUCAAAAGUAGUGCACUAUAUAGGCAAUAGAGUGCCAUUUGGGUCGUAGAUGGUGUCAUACCAAGGCCUUGCCCAUUGCUCCUGUAGAGCAGGAGAGUGGUGGACAUGUUGUGAUAUCAUGCUUUCAGAGUACAGCGGAGUGGUGGAAUGUCAGUGGUGCCAUUUUGUCAAAACAUUUCUAACCUGUCAUUCAGUUCUGUGAUGGUCCCCCACCACACACACAACCCCACUUUACAUGGGUGUGGCAAAGUGCCGUUAAGGUCAGGGCCCGUAUUCACAAAGCAUUUCAGAGUAGGAGUGCUGAUCAGAUUUUCCUUUUAAAAUCGUAGGAGGGGGGACCUGAUCCUAGAACAAUACUCCUACUCUGAGACGCAUUGAAUACAGGCCCAGGAUACAAGACAGAAAGAAAAUGGCAGUGGAAGAGGAAGGUAGCAUUGUUGGGGUAGUGUUUUUGUGUGGCGUACAGAACUCAUUCCGGACUCUGUGCCGGGUUUUCCGUACUUGGAAUCCUUGGCUCCGCAGCAGCUUUCUGGCAAGGGAUCAGAGACCCCUCCCCACGGAGACGCAGGUCGCCAUGGUUACGGUUUAACAGGGCGACUAACAGUAUUACAGAGUGGGGAUGGGAGGAUUCCAUUAGUCGUGUGUGUGUGAGGGGGACUAUUUCGAUAUACUGUGUACAGUGAAUGUAUUGUAAUGUGUCUUAAGUGCUUUUAAAUUAUAUUUUCAUAUGUUUCCUAUUUGUGCAGAGGUUAUGAGUAGGGAGACCUGUGUACCAUGUCAAACUGUCUUUAUAUACAAGAAGCUGCUUCAUAAAUGUAAAACGCCAUUACAUAAAAAGAAAAACAUUAAAAAACUCUGGAGCCCA
Salmo salar (Atlantic salmon) is the source of this 6427-nucleotide messenger RNA. Its product is annotated as juxtaposed with another zinc finger protein 1. The record is from RefSeq and is a predicted model, not a curated record. NCBI's taxonomy places the organism in Eukaryota, Metazoa, Chordata, Actinopteri, Salmoniformes, Salmonidae. Gene Ontology annotation, cellular component: nucleus.